This is a messenger RNA of Meloidogyne enterolobii, 1824 nucleotides long. NCBI's taxonomy places the organism in Eukaryota, Metazoa, Nematoda, Chromadorea, Rhabditida, Meloidogynidae. The record is from the annotation of a GenBank genome assembly.
UUUUUAUUGUUAGUUGAAAAAAAGACAACAAUGCCGCCAGUAAAUGUUGACAAUCUUAUGCGGGAACUUAGUAUUGACCAAUUGAUUCAAGUUCAAAUUAAACUGAGAAAUGAAACAGAAAAUAAACGUGAAGAUCUUCGUCAAAUGGUUGGUCGACGUUAUAGAGAUGUUUUAGAUGCAUCUAAUGCUGUUAAAAGAUUAACUGAAAUAGCUUCUGAACUUUCAAUUUUAUUAAAUGAUACAAAACGUUCGUUUUCUGCUCAACAAAAUUCUGAUUCAACUUAUGAAUAUACAAAAAGGGCAGUAGUCAAUGCUGGUCGACGUCUUUUGUUGUUACAUACACUUUUACCUCUUAUUGCUUCAACUAGCGACCUUUUAACUCGUUCCUUUGCUCUCUGUAUAGCCGAAAACCUUCAAAGACAGCUACAAACUGAACAACACCAUCUACUUGACAAAAAAGACGAGAAUGUUCCUUUACUUUUGUCUCUUCUCUCUGAACGUUUAUUUCAAUCAAGAAUUGAACUUUUAAAUGAAAUUGGGGAGGCUAUUGGGUUUGAAGUAGAUUGGCGUUCUGUUACAACCCUUUUGGCUGCUCAAGCAUUGUUAAAACCUCGAAUGGAUGUUUCUGAAUUAUUAAAACUUUAUUUGGAAUCGAGAAUGAAAAUAGUUUCUCAAGUCCUUCACCAACCUGAUUCUACACUUCUUGGUUUAGUUCGUCAUAUAAAAGACACAAUACAAUGUGUUGAACAAACAUUUGGAAGAGGUCAAGGUUUCCUUUCAGCAAUUCAAUUUGUUACAAAAAAGGGUUGGGCGCCAGAAGAAAUAAAGCAACUAGCAGAAGAUCAACCACUCUCAACUAGUCGAAUUCUUGAAAAAGAAAUUGUUUUGGUCAAUGGGGGAUGUGUUGAAAAUAAAUUUAAAUUGCAAGAUAAAAGUGUUAUUCAACGAGCUUUUUUUGAAUGGAUUAAUGAAGUCUGUUCAAUUGCACGUGACAGAGUCAAAGCAAUGUGUAAUCAUUUUGAACGAAUUGAAGAGGCAGUAGAUUUUACUGUUGCAGUUGGUCACAUUUUCAAAACGGAUUGGUUAACAACAAAUUCAUUUAUUGAAGAAGAUGGGCACGAAAAUAAUUCAAAUACAUAUUCUCUUAUUUAUAGACAAUUAUUUGGAACAACAUUAUUGGAACGUUUUAAUCAACUAAUUAAUGAAGGAUUAAUUUUACUUGAAAAGAAAUUACAUUCAAAAUUGCCUUUAAUUAAUUGUAAACCGCAAAUGCCUUUUCAAAGGAGUGGAAUAGCUGCUGUUAAAUUCGACCCUCAACUAGCUUCAGGAAUUUCAACAGAAUUACAAGAAUUAGUUUCAGAAUUUAGUGAACAAUUACUUUUAUUACAAAAAAAUGUUUAUAAAUAUACAAAUGUUGGGCAAGAAGAAAAUGUUGGGGAACUUUAUAAUGUUCUGGCAGAAAAAGUUCUUUUAAUGGUUGAAAGAUUAACAAAUUUUUCUGAAUGGGAAAUUAAUUUAAUUAAACCAAUAACAGAACAACAACCAACAAAUUUUGAAGAAAAUAAAAAUUCUUUAUUUUUAUUUAAUAAUAAUAACGAAAAUAUAAUAACAACGAGAGAAUUGAGAGAAAAAUGGUUAUCUAUUUUUCGUUUACUUUUGGCAUUAGUACAGCAUGAACCUUCUAUUUUAUGUCAAUGUAUGAAUCAUAAUUUGGAAAGAAUUGUCAAUUGUAAUAAAUUGUUACAUAAUGCUACUGAAGAAGCUCUUUGGUUUUUUUUACUUUUUUUUAUAAAUAAUAGGGGUUGUUGGCUCUAUAUGAAAUGA